This is a messenger RNA of Ruditapes philippinarum (Manila clam), 1023 nucleotides long. RefSeq lists its product as uncharacterized. The record is from RefSeq and is a predicted model, not a curated record. Lineage: Eukaryota; Metazoa; Mollusca; Bivalvia; Venerida; Veneridae.
CGACAGCAGUAUUGUUCAAAAAACAAAAAUGGGUUUGAUGCUAUAUGUGAAGCAAAGGUUUCAACUAAUAAAUUAUUUGCUCAUGCUGAUCCUCCAGCUCUAAAAACAAAAAGUAAGAAAAAAGCCAGGUUUUUUGGAUGUGGUCUUCCAUUGCCAAAGAUAUUCUCAAAAAGGUUUAAAAGCAAGGGUGCAUCCAAGUGUUCUGAUCUUACUACUAGACCAGGUGAAGCUAAUGAGAUAGGCAAUGCAAAUCUUAGAAUAAAGUUGUAUGACGGUGAAACCAAUCGCACAAAAGAAGACAAGGGCGAUAGAAAGUCUGUGGAGGAUAACACUAGGAAAAAUAGUGCUGAAAAUGUUACUGGUUCAAGGGAAUCUACAAGUCAACAGAAAGAUGAAGCUAAUGAGAUAGACAAUGCAAAUUCUAAAAUAAAGUUGUAUGUCGGUGAAAUCAAUCGCACAAAAGAAGACAAGGGUGAUGGAAAGUCCAUGGAGGAUAGUGAUAGUGCACCUGGAUACAACACUAGGAAAAAGAGUGCUGAAAAUGUUACUGGUUCAAGGGAACCUACAAGUCUACAGAAAGGUGAUUAUAUGAUAUCAGUGAUAGGUUUACAACAGUUACACGGACAGUGGAAUAUGUCGGAUCAGCUGUUACAACAACUUGAUGUAACGAAAGAAGAUGUGGUGGACAAAUUAACAUUUUCUAAGGAUUCUAGUGUUGUUUGUACAGUGUUGGUUCUUGCUUGGUUACGUAAACAGUUUUCACAAAGACAAGAGGAGUGGCAGAUGAUAGAAGCAAAAGCACUUGCCUGGAUAUCUACUCAAAGUCCUAGCUUUACAACAGAGGAACACAUUAAACAUACUAGAGAAGUGAUGUGGACCAAGUAAUGUUGUUCAUACAUGUAAAUAUAGUCAUAUGUAUAGACAACUUACUAUGAGUUGUUAUUUCUAAUCAACACUUAUGAAAAAAGAAAUGUACAACGCAAGCGUCUUGCAGGCUUAACGUUUGAUUAAUAUGUAUGAAAU